AUGGCCUUUGUCUACUACCAAGAUUCGUCAGUGCUUGACAAACCAGGUGUGCGAUUCAGUCGAGCCGCAGUUUUAAUUUUACCAAACUGGCUUCUCACCGCUUCUCUUGAACGUAACGAUGCCCCACUGGCCUUCCCACAGAAGACACUGUUAGCCAGACUUGGUGCUGUCAAUAUAGACUCUAAUUUCAACUUUAACGAAGACGAGGAGGAACAAGAACGUGAGGUGAUACAAGUCGUUCAACCCUACAACUUCAGUGCGCAACAGUGGUGGUUUUCUGACAUCACUCUACUAAAAACUCUUCAGCCGUUCAACACAACUUCUAUAGUAGCGCCUACAACACCUCGUUAUAAGCAAGAAGUUAACGUAAAAGCUUGUAAGAUGCUCAUUUAUGCGAGGAGAUAUGGCAAUGCAACAGAAGAUAAAGUCCUGAUGCAGAUAUCGACUGAGUUACUCUUACCGACGACAGAUUGCGGCUUUCAUUUUCAGUCAAGCACAAUGAUUUGUGGUGCUGAUAGUGACGACAACAAGAAUUUUAUUUAUGAUUCUGAAUAUUGCCAAGGUAACAGUGGUGGACCCCUACUCUGUGAAGGAGAGGUAACAGGAUUACAGACUUAUAUUAACGACAAUUGUGAGCAACCACAUCUCUUUCAAUUUUUGUCAGCUUGGGAAAAGUUUAUUACUUGUGGCGUGGAAGAAAAAUGUCACGAAGGACAAUGUAAUACCACAUGCGUAACAAUUAAUAAAGACACGCCCAUAAAUGAGAUAGUUAUACCAACCAACAAUGAAACGAAAGUUAUUUUAGUUUCGCAAUCUGUUCAAGAAGAUUCAUUUACAGCUACAGAAACUUCUUUAGUUAUGAGUACGCAAACAACUGAAAAAAACUCAGAUGAAUCUGGUAAGACCCCACCUACUUUGACAACUGUAAUAGAAGAACAAACAACAACGGAAAAUAUUACAACAGUAACAGAUAAUUUUAUCGCCAGCAAAAUAGAUGAAGAUCAAACAACUACAUUGACUUCGAUUAAAAUUAAAGAAAAUCCAAAAGAUUUUGAACAAACUGAAGAUGCAGAUAAUAUAGAGAGAAAAACAACCGUUGAAGCUCAACAACAAAUGAUUAUUACAAAAAAAAAUUUUGCUAACGAAAUGCACUCGUCGCAAAUAUUGAUUCUUUGUUUACUAAUUAUACUCAACACAAUAAGUCGGUGGAUUGUCUAA
Molecule: messenger RNA, 1218 nt
Organism: Parnassius apollo (apollo)
Lineage: Eukaryota; Metazoa; Arthropoda; Insecta; Lepidoptera; Papilionidae
Source: the annotation of a GenBank genome assembly